GCGGGGAGAUAGGAGGGGCUGGCUGCGUCUCCAUGGUGACUGCAGACGCCGCGGUGCAAGUUGCUGGUGCUUACUACAAAACGCCACCGCAGCGGCUGGGAUCAAGUCUGAGCAGAGGCCAUGUCGGACCUGGGCUCGGAGGAGUUGGAGGAGGAGGGAGAAAAUGAUCUUGGGGAGUACGAAGGGGAACGGAAUGAGGCCGGCGAGCGGCACGGCCACGGGAGAGCCCGGCUGCCCAACGGGGACGUGUACGAGGGUGGCUACGAACACGGGAAGAGACACGGCCAGGGGACCUACAAAUUUAAAAAUGGCGCUCGAUACGUUGGAGAAUAUUUUAAGAACAAAAAGCAUGGUCAAGGCACUUUUAUAUACCCAGACGGAUCAAAAUACGAAGGGGAGUGGGUGGACGACCUCAGGCACGGCCACGGCAUCUACUACUACGUCAACAACGACACCUACACCGGAGACUGGUUUGCUCACCAAAGGCACGGGCAGGGCACCUACAUUUACGCGGAGACUGGCAGCAAGUAUGUGGGAACCUGGGUGAACGGACAGCAGGAGGGCGCGGCCGAGCUCAUUCACCUGAACCACAGGUACCAGGGCAAGUUCUUGAACAAAAACCCCGUCGGCCCUGGGAAGUACGUGUUUGACAUCGGAUGCGAGCAGCACGGGGAGUAUCAGCUCACAGACGUGGAAAGAGGGGAAGAGGAAGAGGAGGAGGAAGCAGUAGUAACUGUCAUUCCGAAAUGGAAAGCUACCAAAAUCACCGAGCUGGCCUUGUGGACACCGACCCUCGCCGAGGAGCAGCCGUCGGUGGACGUCCCUGGCCAGGAGGAGGUCCCAGGAAUGGAGGGUGGGGAGGAGCCUGUGGAGGAGGCCCAGCCUCUGACGGAUGGUUCCGAUGGGGAGAAUGAAUUCCUGAGGGCCGGCGAGGAAGAGCCCGACACCUUCCGGGAGGAGGGCAGCGACUACGGCCGGGAGGACUUCCGCUAUGACAACGUGGAGCAGGGAAACGCGAGUUUCGAAGAGGAUGACUCCAGACAGUCCGACCCCCCCGACUAAGACUGGGCGCCAAGGGCCAGGGCUGCGCCCUGCGAAUGCCCGUCCCUCCGGAGUUAACGCCAACUGGUCACUACUCUUUCUUACGUAGUUUGUGAAGAUGGUUUACGAUGGCAAAUAAACGUUCUCGUCCUUUGUAGACGA
Messenger RNA from Phyllostomus discolor (pale spear-nosed bat), 1203 nucleotides. RefSeq names its product radial spoke head component 1 (gene RSPH1). Gene Ontology annotation, biological process: spermatid development; axoneme assembly. The record is from RefSeq and is a predicted model, not a curated record. The transcript has 9 exons. The coding region runs from base 121 to 1062 and encodes 313 amino acids. Gene Ontology annotation, cellular component: motile cilium; nucleus. NCBI's taxonomy places the organism in Eukaryota, Metazoa, Chordata, Mammalia, Chiroptera, Phyllostomidae.